AUGUCAAAAUUUAAAAUUAUAAUUUAUUCAGUUUUAAUUGUAUAAAUAACCAUAUAACAAUGUGGGUAAGAGUGCUAAACUUGUAGUUCUGGUUAAAAACCUAUUUGCAUUUAUUGUGAACCUGGUUAUGAACUUAGCAGUGGUAUUUGUAUUUACUAAGGUUGCUCGCCUAGUUAAUACUUUUAAAUAAGUGAAAAUGAAGAAGAUAAUUCUGUUGGAGGUUGCUCAUCUAUUUGCAAUCCACUAUUUAAUGCUGAUGAAUAAACAAAUACUUGUAAAAAAUUAGUUUAGUGUUCUUCAAUUCACUCAACUUAACCUAACUUCUUGAAUCCUGGUAUUCCAACAGAUUUUUUUAUAUACCAAUAAUCUUAUUAUGUGACUUUGUAAUAAGGAUAUCUCUCAAUAUAUGACAGAUAAUCAUUAGGUUUGAUAAAAAAUCUUAGCUAUGAUUAAGAUGACUUAACUAUUUUAAGCAUAAAAUGUUAAAUAGUUGUUAUUAAAAAAGACUUUUCAAUCAAUGUUUGGGAUAUAACAAAUGAGCGUAGAUAUAUUGUUGAUUAACCUGAUGACCUUUUCUAUUUUAAAUCAAACAAAUAUGCUUUCAAUAAUUCCGUCAACGAAUUCAAUCAACAUUUAAUCAUUCUAAAUUAACAAAAUCUAAUUGAUUACAAUAUUAUCUCUAAAGAAUAAAAUAUUAUUUUAAGCGAAGUGUAAGUUAUCACAGAUUUUGAUAUUGGUAACUUUUCAGGAAAUAAUAAUUAGCUUCUUAUUCUUUCUAACUAAUCAACACUAGAACUAUACAAUAUUGAUGACAAUAUUUAUGAAUAAAUUUAAAUAAUUACUUUGAAAUUUUAAAGCAAAUCACUGAAAAAAAUACCUAUUUCUUAUAAUACAUAGUAAUAGGAGUAUAUAGCAAAUUUCGAAAUCGCAUUCUUUUCUUCUACUUCAAUUUAAAUUAUUAGAGAGAGUAGUAUCUAAAAGUAGUUUUUAGAAACAACAAUUAUUGAAAACUAUAAUCUUCCUUUUCCCACUCCUACUUCGCAAGUAAAUUCCCUUACAUAUGUUUACUCUCCAUAGAUUUUAAUCUCUUGCCACCAAAACGGAGAUAUAAUCUUCUAUGAUGCAUCAAGGUAAAGCAAUAUUAAUCUUAUUUAAAAAUUGAGUUUUGAUAACUAAGAAUGUACUUAGUUAUAAAGAUUCUCUGAUAACAAAAUAGCAGCAUUAGUUGGUUAAAACUUAUUACUAAUUGAUCCAUCUUAAUAAAUAAUUAUAAAUUAAUUAGUUAAUUUAGUAAGCAUUGUCCAAAUAACUUCAAAUUAAGAUAAAUUAGCAAUAAACUAUAAUAACUGCGUUUAAAUAAUUUCUUCAGAAUUUGUUAGUCUUUUUUUUGAAUGUUAAACUGAUUUUUCAAGUAAUAAUUUAAAUAUAGCUCUCAAUUAUGAUUUGAAAAUCUACUUACAAAAACAAAAUUAAAUAUCAGUUUACUAAAUUGAUCUACAAAAAAACAACACUUAAUUACUAUAUUCAAUAUCUACAACAUAUCCUAUUCAGCAUUUUAGCACAGUUUCAAUAUUUGAAACAGAUUAAGAUACAAUAUUAAAUAGUUAUUUUAUUGACGAGAUUAUAUAUUUUGAUACUUAAAGUAACUUUAAUACUUGCACGACAACUCUAUAAAUUACUUACACUAUAUAAGUAAGCUUAAUAAAUGAACUUAUUUCUGUGAAAAGAGUAAUUAAUGAUGCUUCUGUAUACUUUUUAGCAGGAUAUUAACCAAGUUAAGGAAUGUAUAGAAUUUUCUUGGUUUCAAAAAGUUUAGCAAGUUAUAUUUAAUUUUCUACUAUCCCUUAUCUACCUGUUAUAGACUAUCCUAAGAAAAUUGUGAAUGGAUAUGGAACUGUACUCUACACUAUUAAUAGAUCAAUUAUAUUAAGCUUUUUUACUCUAUUUAAAGAUUAUUAAAUUGAUAUAAACAAAAAUAUUACAUAUAUUACUGGUCAUGAAUAUCUUAAUAAUGAUAAAUAAUCAGCAUCUUAAAAUAAUAUGAUUGGACCUCCUUUAAAUUUCAUGAGCUACAUUGGUACUAAUUCAGGUUUGAUUUAUACUGCUAAAAUAUAAAAAGACAGAUAUAUUGAGAUCCCAACAUUUUAAGUACUAUCAAUCAGCUAAGUGAAUGAUUAAAUACUUGAAAUUAUUUAAAGUGCACAUCUAGGAAUAGCAUUAUUUGUUGGAAUUAAAAUUAACUACUUUAUGCUUUAUAUGGUAAGACUUCCUAAAAAUAUUACUAUAAAGGAAUGA
Molecule: messenger RNA, 2295 nt
Organism: Tetrahymena thermophila SB210
Lineage: Eukaryota; Ciliophora; Oligohymenophorea; Hymenostomatida; Tetrahymenidae
Exons: 4
Molecular function (GO): protein binding
Source: RefSeq, a predicted model, not a curated record